AGGGCAAUGGAGGGCUGCUCUGUUUCAAUGGGCUGAGGGCUGGCUUUUGAGUUGGUUGCUGCUGUUUUUGAGUGUUGUUUUAAUUAUAAUAGAGGGUCGAAAAGAAAAACUAUCAAAUCUUAAAGGAGCAUACGUCGACAAGCGGAUAUCGAUGAUGUGGUCGCAUCUAUUGAUAUGAGUUCUCUUGAACGUGACCCGUCCUUGCGUACACCAAUAUGGAAAUGUCUCGUCGAUUAAAGAAUCGGAUAUCGUAAUUUCAUUAGCCCCAGUCACGCGGAUGGAUCAAGUAACACAAGAAGUUGAGAAAGUUAAAAGGGAUUUCCACGAAACGUACGACCAAACAGUGAAACACAUUGAUUCGAUCCAAGAAUACGGGAUAAAAUCAAGGAUUGGCAAUCCAGGUGAAUCGGAAAAGAUAGAUUCUCUGCCCAGAUUGAAUGGGCUGGCUCAAGAUGGCCUCAACACGCUUCAAUCACUACAGUUUAACCUUGAUCUUCUUGCCCCUCAACUUCCCUUCGUUGACGACGCUGAAAAAGCGCAAUCGUUGGCUCAGUUAUGGGAGAAACAAAUCCAGAGUUUGCGGCUGAGUUUAAGGAAUGCUAAUUUGCAAGCAAAGGCAAACAUGAAGAAAACUGCUCAGCAAGAGAGAGAGCUUCUUUUGGGAGGUGGGGAAGAGUCUACAACUCGAAGGCGCAAUCUUCAGACGAAAGCAGGAAUGACUUCUGCUGCUGAGAGCAUUACAGAAAGCCUUCGACGUACACGCCAGCUCAUGGUUCAGGAGGUUGAGAGGAGUACAAGCACCCUCAUGACUUUCGAGGAAUCGACAGGAGUAUUGAGAAAAGCCGAAAGCGAAUAUAAGGGCCAUCGCUCUUUGCUCUCUCGAACCCGAGGCCUUCUCUCCACCAUGCAACAUGACUGGAAUUUGUUUGCAAUUAUAGUGAUAAUUGUGAUCGUGUUUCUUCUUUUCUCGUUGGCUGUGCUGUAUGUAGUUUCAAAGCGCAUUGGUAUUCUGAAGUUGCAGAGAAAAGUGAUUACUGCUGUGAAAGCUGGGAUGGCCGGUCAAGGAGAGAUUAUGGCGCCUUUGGUCGGUAGGGCUGAUAUGAAUGCUAAUCCUGAGUUGAAUGGUCCGUUAGAACAAGUUAUGCAUGACGAACUUUGAACGUCUGAGUUAAACGUUUAAUUCCGUAUUUGUAAGCAUGUAGAAUUUUCACAAAGGAUUGUACAAAUAUGUUUCUGUUUCACAAUUAGGUAUCUCCAACUGAUGUUACUUACAUAGCAAAUACGAAAUCAGAAUGGGGCAGUUGUGUUUUUCACUUUCUGUAUAGAAUGUGAAAGAAAUCCGAGUGAAAGGGACUGUUGUUUUUCUUUCAUCGACGAAAAAAUUCUUGCAAGAUCG
Messenger RNA from Striga asiatica, 1396 nucleotides. Lineage: Eukaryota; Viridiplantae; Streptophyta; Magnoliopsida; Lamiales; Orobanchaceae. The record is from the annotation of a GenBank genome assembly.